CGAAAUCCAAUUUAGGUCAAUGCAGCUCAUAUGUAGAUGAUCUACUCACGGCUUAUCAGCCGAUGCUUAACCUUUGCGUUUGAUAACUCGUUUAUAAACUGUUGAAAACCGACUACACCCAAAACUCAAGCAGGUUGUCUGGAUAUAGUCCACACCGGGAGACGACAGUGAGACGAUGUCUUGUCAUCGGUUCUUGGGACGCUGUCUGGGGUUUUUAGUGCUUCUUUCUCACACCACAGGACUCGGGAAAGCACAGAGUGACAAUUCAACGACAUCGGCGACAUCCAGCCAUGCCUAUUUUACUAUCGACACUUCAAUGACGACAACCCUGAGAGGGGUUGCCACGGAAAUAACUCCUACUUCUUCACCUUCACUUACAAAGGCAUCGCCAAGCCCUAGCGAGACUUCUGCUGACUCCACAAGCACGCUUAUGACAGAAGCUACAAUUUUCACGUCUUCUCCAGCGGCUACUGAGUCAUCAGCUUCCAAUAUCCAAGCAACCAGCGAUGCGUCGCGUGAUGGAGUGACGAUGAGUUCAUUUCAAUCACACACGACUGUCUCAGAGUCUUCUACGUAUUCGCUGGAACCAACAGUGUUAGCUUCAGCGUCAGAUUCAUCAUCAAUAAUAUCACACUCCUCGACAGCCCCAAAUUUUCCUGACAGUUCAACAACCGACAACCACACGACAGAGUUGGAUUCAUCAAGUAUGUCAACUGAUGCAGCGUGGGCUUCAACGAUAGAGGGAACAAUCAGUUCUACUGCCAUCCUGACGUCUAGCGAUGUUGUGAGCUCAUUUUCGUCGCAAGUGGGAAGUUCCACAAUGGCUUCAACUAGGAACGUGGAGUCGGCUGCAUCGACUUCACCAACCACAUCGAGUGGCUUUUUCACCUCUACGGCAACCGACCUGUCAUCAUCCGUCUCGGUACCGACGACAUCGUCAUCGACACUGCAUUCAACUGGCGUGACGGGUACAGCUGAUGCAAUCAGAACCACAGAAGAAACGACUGCAACAAACAGUUCCCAGGUAUUCCAUUCCACCGUAACCACAACGAUGAAAAACAUGGUAACGUCAAUACGAACCACCGACGGAGCGACAGCAACACAUCCCGGAGAAAAGAAUUUCUUCGAGCACCUGCUUGAAGGAGUUCGGAGCGGAGACGCCUCCUCUAUUGGAAUUCUGCUCGGGUUUGUGCUGGGAGUGAUCCUCAUCAUCGUGCUGAUAGCAGUGACAGUGUGUGUAAUAAGAAGAAAGAAAAGACAGCAGCAAGACGGUUUUUUCAUGGACGACGAGGGGUUUUCAUGGCACAAUCGUUCUAUUAAGUUCCACCGGGAGGAGAUGCCGAAAUACGUAUACCCAGACUUUUUGAGCACAGGUUUUGAACUGAAAGAAGCAGACAUAGUUGAUCUUGAAACCUUUGACAGCGGGACAAAACAAAUCAGGUCGGAUAGCAACAACAGCAAUAGUGACAGUUCUUCAAAAAGUCUCUCACUGCCGGCGAACUUUUUAAAGGCCCCACGACGAAUGUCUGGCAAUGUCUGUCACCACGCUGAUGGCUCCGUCGGCAGCAGAAACAGUGUCCGGGCUAGUACUGCGAUAAAAAACUUAAGAGACAUGAAAGAUGGCGUUUCUAUUUCUUCUUCAUCUAAGAUAAGAAAUGGGUGUAGAGAACCAAAGUUACCUGGUCCACACGAGACCAGAAUACGAAGAAAUUCGGACUCGGACGGUUCGGAGACCGAUAGAUCAAGUAUUGGAAGUGAUCGGUCCCAUGAAAAGGGCAUAGUGAACGGUGGGUUCCAACACGAUGAACGGAGUAAUGAAUGAAGGGAAACCCUGUUACAAUGGACCUUAGAACGAUCCGUUGGUGCUAGUAAAGAAUGCGGAAAAAGGAAGACUAGGAGGCUAAAUAAUUCAAAUCAUAAUGCAAGAAUGGUCAGAUUUGAAACUGAAAGUGCGGAAAAUACAAAACACUUUUAAUUUUGAAAAUUUUGUAACGUGCUAUAUUUAUAUUUAUUUUGUUUUCAUAUUUAAACUUCGUCGUUUAAGGUGCCAAUUCCAUGUAUAAUUUUCCGAUAGAGGAAUCGGAUAAAGAUCAUUCCAGUCAUAUAUCAUUUGAGUAUUUUAUCAUACGUACAUCAGAGGAUGUUGAAUUGUCAGAGGAUGUUAAUUUGUCAGGUACCGUUACAGAGGAAUUGCAAUUAGGGCUUGAACGCAACGGUGGUCAUUAUUCAUUUUGUGAAUGACGCGAAGGAAAUUUGCCUAUCGUGACAUGGAACAAUUUCUUGAGUCGGAACCUUUAUCGGACGUCAGUUCUGGUAAAGAGAUUACGUGAAUAUCUGAGGAAAGAUUUGAUCUGGCAGACACGGCCACUUUAGAUCGAGAUAUUCGCCGUGUUAUUUAAACAAGAAUCACUGACAGUUAUGUGAAAUAAUGGCGGAAAUCCCUUUGUUGAAACUAUUCUACGUCAAAUGGUUACAAUUGGAACAUUAUUAUCUGACCAGUUGUUUUACAAGAUAGAAGUUAAAUUCGAAAGAUUGUCAUCAGUGAUUUGUUACAAGGCCGAAAUUUGCCAACAUU
Lingula anatina is the source of this 2575-nucleotide messenger RNA. RefSeq lists its product as uncharacterized. Lineage: Eukaryota; Metazoa; Brachiopoda; Lingulata; Lingulida; Lingulidae. The record is from RefSeq and is a predicted model, not a curated record.